UUGUUUAUUAAGGCACCAGCUGAUCCUAUCAAACUGUCUCCACUGCUUCCGAUUGGCUCAAAAAUCGCCAGCUUGGCCCCGAAGGCCAAGUCCAAGGGUGACCGGCCCUUCUAUUAUCAGCUGAGAAACGAGUCGGACCUCUUUGAACUCGAUCAAUCCACUGGAGACGUCUAUUUAAUGCGAAAGAUUCGUGAUCUUGCCGGACAACAGUUAUCGAUUCCCUAUAAUCAAAUUAAUCGAUCCAAUUAUGAAUCGGAAAGCAAACUGAUCGAGUUCGAAAUUGGAAACGGAUCCGUCGAUUCGCCAUAUUUUGACGAAGAAAUCGUUCGUGUGACAGUGGCCGAGGAUGCUCCCAUAGUAAUUCAAUGGCGCUUUUUCAGUGGUGCUGAGGUGUUGGUAUUCACGGAACCAUCGAAUCGUGUGAUCCAUUACGUGGUGGCUACCGAUGAUGAUUUUGGCAAAAAUGCUGCAAUCACCUACGAUGUAAUUUCUGACCCAACGGACUGUUUCGGGAUUGACCACAAAACUGGUGCCCUAUCGAUGCUGCGACGUCCGUCGUCCAGCGAUUCAACUAUAGUUGUCCGGGCGUCCGACCAAGGAUCACCGUCACUUUUUGCCGAUCAAACCUUAACAAUACGUCUGACAAGUGACAGUAAGAAAUGGAAUUAUUUUGACGAUGACGAAGUCGAAGUGACAAUAGCAGACACUGCACCAGUUGGAACCACUAUCGCGACUCUCACAUUGGAUGGGUGCGUGUCUUCGACCAAGGACAAAUUUCUUUCCAAGGCGUGGUCCAUAGCGAUCGGCGAAGCCGAAGAACUACAGUAUCAUUUUUAUUACUCCGCCCUUCUCCUACUGAGUUCAUCUUUUCCAGGGAAAGCGGCGAUUCGACUUUUCCCAUCGGCAUCAAACUUUGAAAUUGACAACUCGGGAACGAUCUCUCUGGCUAACGCAGUUACUGCUGGAGUCUACCACUUAUCAGUUCUGGCCAAAUCUGGUCAUGGUGAGAUAGACACAUUAUCGAUUGUGGUGCAUGUAACAGAAACGACAAAGGCGGGGCCAAGGAUAAGCUCCGCCUCUUGUGGAUCGAUAACCGUGCCCGAAAAUCGUCCACUAAAAGACUUCAAACAAAUCGUUGCUCUCAACGCCUCGAACAACACCAAGUUCGGCAUACGAGGAUCCAACAGAUUCUUCGAGAUCGAUUCAUCCACAGGGAAGCUAUCCAGUCCUGCACUUGAUCGAGAGCAGCAAUCUGAACAUUUGUUGGUGAUUGUUGCACAGGAUGGAGAAAUAAAUGACUCUUGUACGGUGCGGAUUACGGUAUCUGAUGUUAAUGACAAUGUGCCACAAUUUGCGGCAUCCACAUUGCAAGUGAUAUCAAUUAAUGAUAGCGUAUCUCUUCGUGAUGUUGUAUACAAAGAGCCAAGUGGUGUCGGAAAUGACUGGAUGAUUCGAGUGAGGGUGUAUGACAAAGGAAUCCCAUCGCUCGGUGUAGAUCGACUCUUCCGAGUCCAGAACACACGCACCCCAUCUCCGCAACAAUCUGACGUUCAGCCAGCUUUCCUACGUCAGAAAUACGUGUCAUCGAUUGAUGAAGGUUUGACGCGUGGACAAGUUGUUUCGAAGGUUGCAACAUCGUCGAGAGAUGCACGAAUCACUUACAGCAUCGUUGAGGGAAAUACUGACAGUGCUUUCGAGGUCGAUGCUGACGGUGUGGUUCGAACUUCACAAGAGCUAGAUUUUGAGAUCAAAGAGCGCUAUGACCUGAAAAUUAUUGCUACGGGAGCGUUUCCCAGUCAGAUUCAGACCCAUCUGACCGUUGACGUCAAUAACAUCAACGACAAUCCACCUGUUUUCCCGCGUCAACGAAAAAAGAAAGUUCUAGAGACUCUUCCUAUUGGCUCUUAUGUGACUACGGUAACAGCCAAUGACGCGGAUAAUCUGGCCGCUUUAGAGUAUAGUCUCGACCCGACGGAGGAGCGAUUUGUUAUUGGAUCGGUGGGGUUCACAAUGAGGGCGGUGUCCGAUUACAGUAUGACAGCUGUGCCUCUCAAAUAUGAACUUCGAAGUGCUAAGUAG
Cooperia oncophora is the source of this 2079-nucleotide messenger RNA. NCBI's taxonomy places the organism in Eukaryota, Metazoa, Nematoda, Chromadorea, Rhabditida, Trichostrongylidae. The record is from the annotation of a GenBank genome assembly.